Molecule: messenger RNA, 935 nt
Organism: Notothenia coriiceps (black rockcod)
Lineage: Eukaryota; Metazoa; Chordata; Actinopteri; Perciformes; Nototheniidae
Product: TRMT1-like protein
Exons: 8
Coding region: 54-935 (293 amino acids)
Biological process (GO): tRNA N2-guanine methylation
Cellular component (GO): nucleus
Molecular function (GO): RNA binding; tRNA (guanine) methyltransferase activity
Source: RefSeq, a predicted model, not a curated record
CAUUGCGUGAACCUGUUUUGAAAAAGAAAUGUAGCUUGUAAAGUUCUGUGUAAAUGAGUGUUAUGUUCAAAAGCAAAUUACGUUUUCAAACUGCGCAGUUUACGUUAAGCACGUACGACAGACAUUUCCUGCGUAUUGGAGUAUUGCUGUGGUUAGCAAUGGCGGAGCUCAAAGAGGCAGAUGCUGCUCAGCUACACCAGGAGGACGUCGAUAUCAAACAUGGUGGAGAUGCAUCGUCAGCUGGGGACAAAGCUGCAGAUCAGGCAGAGAAGACUGAAGGCGCUGCAGACAGUGACGCCAAGCCCUCAACUACCAUUUCAGACAGACACAUCUCCAUCCAGACUAAACUGGAAGGACUCGAGGUGCUGGUUGACCUCAAUGGUGCGGGACGUAAGUCGUGCCCUCUGUGUCCCGAGGAGAAGUUUAAAGCCUGCUACAGCCACAAGCUCCGCAGACACCUGCAGAACCUCCACUGGAAAGUCUAUGUGGAGUUUGAAGGCCAGAUGAUGUGCAUCUGCCACCUGCCCUGCAGAAACCUGAAACCCAGCCUCAGUGGAGAUCAGGCCUCGGGGAGACACGUGGCUCACUACCACUGUGUGGUGUGUUCUGUCACCAUCGCCCGGAAGACGGACAUGAUCAGCCACCUGAAGCGGCACGUCAACAAAGGAGAGACUGAGGCCAGCUACUCGGGGAGCUCAGACGUGCAGUAUGAGGAGCCGGCUCCGUCCGGUCAGCCGUAUGAGAUCAUGAAAGAACUUGGAACCAACGUCCAGCUCCUCCCGAACCACACCACCCCGCAGAAGAGCGACACCUACUUCAACCGCAAGAUGAAGACCAACAGGCAGCUGGUGUUUUGCUCCCUGGCAGUGCUGGCGGAGGAGAGGAGCCCGAUCGAGUGUCUGGAUGCUUUUGGAGCCACAGGUGAGAUUCAAUAG